Knipowitschia caucasica is the source of this 825-nucleotide messenger RNA. Lineage: Eukaryota; Metazoa; Chordata; Actinopteri; Gobiiformes; Gobiidae. The record is from the annotation of a GenBank genome assembly.
AUGGGUUGUCCUGGUCUCGCAGGUGAUGUGUCCACAUGGUUUGUCCUGGUCUCGCAGACCUGCUUGGAGUUGGAGCGCUACCUUCAGACCGAACCCAAACGUCUUUCUGAACUUUUUGAGGAGGAUCUGGACCGCCUACUCACUCCCGCAUUCAUGCACGGCUCUGACAGCGACGAAGAGCUCAUGGAUCCACUUUUACCAUCUUUGCAAGAACCUCCCAGCCCACCCACCCCAGCAUACCUACUCAAAAGCCUGCCCAAGAUCCACUCCAAAACCCUGCUCACGUCCACCCCCGAGCUCGAAGGCAUCAAUGCGGCACAGCUCAGCGUGGCCGUGACGUCGCUAACGCCACCGUCUUCCCCUGAGCUGGGAAGACAUCUGAUCAAACCAAUGCAGACUCUAACAGCAGCGGUGGACGGUACAUUGACGCUGAAGCUUGUGGCCAAAAAGGUGGGGCUGGUGGCGGCGCACGCAUUACCGUCGCAGUGCCAGAGCGGCGGAGGCUUGGGUGUGUUGAGCGACUGUGAGCACGGGGGAGGGCCAGAGAUUCCCGAGAACAAGAAGAGGGUGCAUAGAUGUCAGUUCAACGGCUGCAGGAAGGUCUACACCAAAAGUUCACACCUCAAAGCUCACCAGAGAACGCACACGGGGGAGAAGCCGUACAAAUGUUCAUGGGAGGGCUGUGAGUGGCGUUUUGCUCGCAGUGAUGAGCUUACACGACACUAUCGCAAACACACCGGAGCUCGGCCCUUCAAGUGCAACCACUGCGACAGGUGUUUCUCUCGAUCGGACCACUUGGCUCUACACAUGAAGCGUCACAUUUGA